Messenger RNA from Closterium sp. NIES-67, 2655 nucleotides. Lineage: Eukaryota; Viridiplantae; Streptophyta; Zygnematophyceae; Desmidiales; Closteriaceae. The record is from the annotation of a GenBank genome assembly.
AUCUGCGUAACGUUUUCUCGCGCAGGCCGUGACCGCGCAACUGUACCGCCCGGCGCCCUUAGACCAUGACUGCAGUGAAGCUGGUUGAACUUCGAGGAAGGGUGGGCAAAAACCAGAAGAAAGCCCCGAUGCCGUGUGCGCCACGUGAAUGCAUCGCGGAUACCGCUCCCUACGCGGCGAGGAUGGCGUUUACUUGGACGUGCGCCCGCUUUCUCUUAGAAGCCAAGCUUCUUGACAACUGGCGACAGCAGCCGCUUACGGCCAUUAACUCUGGUUUACCGCCGCUUCCACACUCGCUAGAACCCCUUCCCCCGAUAUACGAUACCCGGUCCAACCCCGAGUUCGGCGCUGGCUUCUCAGUUUGACCAAGUGCACGCGCAGGCUCGAGGCGCAUUGCGGCAGUCUCACAGCAACACAAAUCGCCUCGCGAGCAUCCGUUCUACCAGCCGCUCUCCGCGCUUGAGACGGCCAUGGGACCAACCCAGGAGUAUGGCAACGAGGACGAUGCGCUUAAGGCUGCUGACGUGGUGCUGGAGAACUUGGCAAGGCAGGUGGAGGAGCGCAUCAAGGAGGGCCCCAAGAGCGACUUAGAGCCCUACUUGGCAACCAUAGCUCGCCUGCACGAUGGAGUGGCGUUCUUUGAGGCGCUUCGCGAGGUCAAGAGCGUGCAGGCGGAGUGCCUGGCCCUGGCGCACUCCAAGAGGCUUCUGGAGGAGGCGAGGCCCCGGCUGGAGGGCGAGCUGAGGCAGCAGCUGCUGCAGUUCACCAAGGAGACUGAGGAAGAGGGGGGCGCGGGGGAGAGGGAGGGCGAGGGGCUGCCGGUGCUGCUGGCGGACGGCGAGGCAGGGGAGAGGAUCCGGGGGGUGGCAGAGGCGCUCAUCAGGAUGGGGCGGGCCGACAACUGCCGCAAGAUCUACACUGAGGUGCGCAGCAGCAUGGUGGAGGCGGGGCUCAGGCGCAUGGCGGCGGGGAGGCUGACAAGGGAGGAGGAGGUGGGCGGCAUGGUAUGGGAGGAGCUGUCGGACUGCAUCGAGGGGUGGCGCAGGCAGACCCGGCGAGCGGUGCGCGUGGUGCUGGUGGCAGAGAGGCAGCUCUGUGAGGCGGUGCUGCAGGGGCUGGAGCCCCACACGGGGCAGGCGUUUGCGGACCUGGCGGGGGCAACGCUGGGCAUGCUGUUGGGCUUCGGGGAAGCUGUGGCACGAAGCAGCAAGCCCCCCGAGAAGGUGCCGGCGCUGAUGGACAUGUAUGAGACCAUGAGGGACCUCAUGCCGCAGGUGAGACCCCUCAUGCCGCAGGUGAGACCCCUCAUGCCGCAGGUGAGACCGCUCAUGCCGCAGGUGAGACCGCUCAUGCCGCAGGUGAGACCGCUCAUGCCGCAGGUGAGACCGCUCAUGCCGCAGGUGAGACCGCUCAUGCUGCAGGUGAGACUGCUCAUGCCGCAGGUGAGACCGCUCAUGCCGCAGGUGAGACUGCUCAUGCUGCAGGUGAGACCGCUCAUGCCGCAGGUGAGACCGCUCAUGCCGCAGAUGGAGGUGGUGUUGGGCGGCGCGGCGUGCGCGGCCAUCAGGGCCAACGCGCAGCAGCUGCUGCAGCACCUGGCGGCGGCGGCGAAGGAGGCGUUCAGCAACUUCGAGCUGGCGGUGGAGAGUGAGGAGAGCAGCAAGAUGCCGCCCGACGGGGCCGCUCAUACACUUACGAUCUACGUGGUGAAUUACCUCAGGUUUCUCUACGAGUACAAGGCCACCAUGCAAGAGCUGUUCAGCCGAGAUAACUUCUUCUCCGAGGCCACCACAUGCAUCUUCGCCGCGCUGCACGCCAACCUGGAGCGCAAGAGCCAGCUGUACCGUGACGCUGCGCUGACUCCGCUAUUCCUCAUGAACAACGUGCAUCGUAUCGUGGACUGCGUGCAAAAGACCGAGCUGAAGGAGGUGCUGGGGGAGGACUGGAUCGAGCAGCAGCGGUGCAUGGUGCAACAGCAUGCCGCGUCGUACCAGCGGACGUCGUGGAACAAGAUUUUCGGCCUCCUGGCAGCACAGGACGGCAAGGAGGGCAGUUUGAGCCGUGGCGCAGUCAAAGAGAGGUUCUGUGUGUUCAACGCCACCUUUGAGGAGCUGCACCGCUCGCAAUGCGUGUGGAAGAUCCCCGACCCCGAGCUGCGGUCCGCCGUGCAGCUGCAGAUCGCCGAGGUGCUGCUGCCCGCCUACCGCUCCUUCGUGCAGCGCUAUACCCCUGUGCUGGAGAGCGGCGGUCUCUUUGGCCGCAGCAGCGAGGCGGCCUCUAAGUAUAUUCGCUUCAGCAACGAGAGCCUCGACUCGCUCUUGAAGGAGUUCUUCCAGGGCAGGGAGAGCUGCAACAUCCUCCUCACGCAGGCCUCUGCUGAUUGUUAGACACAGAGGAGUACCAUAACUUGGGUCUUUAUCAGACAAGUUUUGUCUGUUUGUCUGGUUUUCAGAGACGCGAAGGGGCGAGAUAAGUGUCGAAGGUUGUUCGAAGGAAACAUACCGUAAUCUCCCGGCAAUAGGACCCUAGGUCAAGGAAAAUCGUCUGGGUGGACAUCAAAAUGGAAGGUGCUUUUUAAGCCCCAUGUUCAUUUAUAUAUUACCGUAAUCCCCCGUAUAAAGCACCCUAUGCUGUUAAUAAAAAUGCAGCAAAAUU